UUUUAAGCUACUCUCGUUUUAACAUAGUUUUCUAGUUUGACAACAAAAUCCUUGCCAAUAGAGAAGGGCGGUCUGAAAUUAUUUAGCCGAUUGUUCAACCAUUUCGAUGAUUCACGAUGUUUGCUGUCAUACACGAAUUUUCGUCGAACGCAAUAUACGCAAGAAUGAUGAAAUACAAGGUUGAGUCUUCCGAAUUCGCUGCAACGCCAUCGCUGAAGAAUAUAUACACAAAAGGAUGGAAAAUGGCUGGAAUUUAGAAUAAUGUAUAUUGGCAAAAAAUACUGCAGUUUUACAAUGAACCCUCCACUGAACAUCCCUGCAUACGAACUUCGUUUUUAUUUCAGGCGUAUGGCAACACCAAAUUUUAGCUAAAUUAGAGAACUUUAACAUUAAAUUACUUUAAAACUACAAGCCUCCGGCAGGUUCGGCGAUAAACAUUAUACUAAAGUUUUCCCUGGAAAAUUACUUGUUUGUCAAGAAGAAGAAUAAGCGAAAGAAAUGAAACUGCCAACACAAGAGCCGUUCGAGUUGGAAGCAUAAAUGAUAGAAUAAGAGAUUGCGCCUUCCAAAUUCGCUGUGACGUCGAAAUCCGAAAUUAUAAAAACAAAAGCCAAAACGCAAUGUGAUUUCUAUUUACAAACAACUUAUAAACAUUGGACUUUUGGAUUAGAAAUACAUACAUUUGAAGAAAAAUGUCUUCAUCAUCUUCAGAUAGUGAGGAUUCUGUCCACAGUGAAGAGCAAAGGAAUUCUGUUCGAGAGGAUCUAAGCAAAAUGAGCUUUGAAGAGAUAAUGAAAUUAAAAGAGGAGUUGGGUGCAAAGUUGUAUAAGGAGGCUGUAUUGGGCGUGGAUAAAGAAACAACUAAGAAAUCAAACACAAGAAAAAUUACCGUUAAGCGUUUAAAUAAGAAUCGUCCACGUGAAUUGUCUGCGAAGAGACAAGUGCCCUUUAUAUCAAUCGAAGAGAAAAGUAAACGAAAAAUUGAAGGACAAGUACGUGAUCCACGAUUUGAUGCGAAUUGUGGAGAUUUUAAUGUGAAGCAUUUUAAAGAAAAUUAUAAGUUUCUCGAAAAUGUUCGACGAAAAGACAUCGCUCGCCUUCAGAAACAAUUGCGUGAUAUUAAAAACAGCGAUGAACGUAAGCAACUGCAACUAGAAAUUCAAAAACUUAUUAACAAAAAUGUUGAGGACAGAAAAUGGCACAUAAAACAAGAGUCACUGAAUCGAGAAAAAUUAGAAGUUCAAGAGGCACUCAAAAAAGGACUUAAGCCACAUUACACAACAAAGAAGGAGCGACGUGCUAAAGAAUUGGUUACACAGUUCGAGCAACUUAAAGAAUCGGGAAAACUUAGCAAGCAUUUAGAAAAACGUCGUAAGAAGAAUGCAGCAAAGGAUCGAAGACAACUUGGAUUUGCAUAAUUUUUUUAUUUUUUAUUUUAUUAAAUAAAGUAACUGUACAUCCUGUAA
Molecule: messenger RNA, 1466 nt
Organism: Anastrepha obliqua
Lineage: Eukaryota; Metazoa; Arthropoda; Insecta; Diptera; Tephritidae
Product: ribosomal RNA processing protein 36 homolog
Exons: 5
Coding region: 693-1418 (241 amino acids)
Biological process (GO): maturation of SSU-rRNA from tricistronic rRNA transcript (SSU-rRNA, 5.8S rRNA, LSU-rRNA)
Cellular component (GO): 90S preribosome; nucleolus
Source: RefSeq, a predicted model, not a curated record